This is a messenger RNA of Clupea harengus (Atlantic herring), 585 nucleotides long. RefSeq names its product histone H2A-like. The record is from RefSeq and is a predicted model, not a curated record. Gene Ontology annotation, molecular function: structural constituent of chromatin; protein heterodimerization activity; DNA binding. NCBI's taxonomy places the organism in Eukaryota, Metazoa, Chordata, Actinopteri, Clupeiformes, Clupeidae. Gene Ontology annotation, cellular component: nucleosome.
CCUUCAAUCAAGAGGUAGGGCGCACACUAUAAAACACGCUUGCAAAUUCCAGGCAACAAUGCACUUCCUCCUGUUUAAUAUCCUAAUCGCAGUAACCGAGCUGAGAAAAAAUGUCCGGUCGUGGCAAGAAAGUUGCUGCUGUUACGGCCAAGACUACCAGGUCCCGCUCCUCUCGUGCUGGUCUACAAUUCCCUGUCAGUCGAAUCGCUCGCUUGCUGCACAAAGGCAACUAUGCACCGCGUAUUGGAAGCGGGGCGUCUGUCUACCUGAGUGCCGUCAUCGAGUACCUGUGUGCGGAGGUGUUGGAGUUAGCUGGGAACGCCUGUAAGGAUAACCGAAAAAAGCGUAUCGGUCCACGUCACAUCCAGCUUGCUGUUAGAAACGACGAGGAGCUCAACGCCCUACUUGGAGGGGUGACCAUCUCUGAGGGCGGUGUACUUCCGAACAUACACACUCAGCUGCUACCCAAGAAGAUCGUGAGGGUUGACACAAGCAAAUAUGUUAAUUCCCAAGAGUUUUAACUUACUGUCGUUGUAUGUUUUACGCACUUGUUUUGUCUUUUAAUAAAAACUUUUUAUAUAUAUA